CACCUUUCUUCUCUUUUCUCUUUCUCUCUCGUUUAGCAUUCUCAUGAAAUUAGGAUUUUAGAAAGAUAGAUCGAUGACGAAAGAGAAAAGAGAAGAAAGGUGGUUUGUCGUUGAGUAAAAAAACCAGAGAAGUUUCUCUUUCAAGAUGUGAUAUCUUGUAAUUUUUGGAACUCCAUGUUCAUGGUGUGUUAUAUCUAUGUUCAUGGUUGGUUCAGACUUAUCAUAGAUCAUUUCACUUUGUGGCGUCUCUCGAUCCAUCUCUCUAUCCAUUCUUUGUUGGUGUGUCAUAUCCAACAAGUUGUCGAUCCCCUUUGGUGUGUAAUAUCCAAAGAAUUGAUCCACCGAUAAAUCAAGAGUCUUCCGGUGGAUAAGAUAAGGAGACAAGGAUAAAAAGGAUAGAGGAUAAGAUAAGGAAACAAGUGACAUUCGCAAAGAGAAGAAAGAGUUUGAUAAAGAAGGCACAUGAACUCUCUGUUCUCUCUGAUGUCCCCCUUGGUCUCAUCAUCUUCUCUUACUCCAACAAGCUCUAUGAUUUCUGUUCCAGCUCCACCAGCAUGGAGAAUCUCAUCAUGAGAUACCAAAAGGAAAAAGAAGUUGGUCAUACCUCUGCAGAUCACAGUUUCCACCCUGCAGAUCAGUGUUCAAACUGUGCAAAGACGAAAGAAUCAAUGAUGAGAGAGAACGAGAAUCUUAAGAUGAAUCUUCAGUUGUACGAUGGACAUGGCUUGAAUCUCUUAACCUACGACGAGCUCCUUCAGUUUGAACUCCAUCUCGAAUCCUCUCUUCAACAUGCGCGAGCUCAUAAGAGAAUUAUGCAGUGUGAGUUCACGCAGCAACAAACAAACAAGCUCAAGGGAAAGGGAAAGGAAACAUUCAUGGAUGAUGAAACCCAACAUUUUCCCGAUCCGGGGCAAGGAGGAAACUCUUGGCAGCAUCUGAUGUGGCAAGCAGAGAGACAGAUGAUGACGUGGCAAAGACAAGACGAUGAUGAUGACGUCACACGCCUGCAAGUGCAAGUGAAGGAGUUCCUUUUUGACGGUGAGGAAGAACAACAACAACCCACCGGUGCUCUUCAGCUCCUCCAGCUGCCACAGCCAUCAUCAUCAGCACAACCACCCCCAAACUAAUUAGGCCCAUAUUACUAGUCUACCUCAUAGUUAUCAAACUCAAAUUAAGAAUUGACCCGGUUUGAUUUGGUAUGGUUCGGUUAUUGAUAUCAGACAGUUAAUUAAUUUUCCGGUUAUUGUCUUUCCUGGUUUCUUCUAAUUAACCAACAAACACAUUGAACUUUCGGGUUGGUUUAAGGAAAUGUUUCUCUAUUUAAUUACCGUAUUUACGACUCCAUGCCACUACAGUAAACUAGGUAUUAUUACACUUCAUUGCCACUGGAUUAAACAGGGUGUUCGGAGAAACCAAAUCAACGUAACCUUCCGAUGAACCGGAAAAAAACUCGACGACAACGUCUUCCCUCGAGACCGACGGAGAAUAGACAAGGAGCCAACGACAAUUCCACACAGUCAGAAGUUCCGAUUCGUGCAGCAAUGAACCAAAUCGAAGAUCCUCCAAACCCUAAUUUACCAGAACGUCUCUUACCAGUCGAUAGCUACUCCGACGGAGCACGUCUUAACAUAUACUCGAGACCAGAGUACCUCGGUACAAUCGCUACACUUCUCAAAGGAUCUAAAGAAUGGGAACGAAUCAAGAAUUCACAAUUCGGUAAAAUCUUCGAACUCCCUGUAGCUCGAUGCUCACAUUCAGGUAAACUGUUACACGGUUUGCUCUCCCGACAGCUCGUAACCGAAAAGAAACACGAGAUGUGGUUCGUGUUCGGUGGACACCCAAUGCGUUUCUCCAUGAGAGAGUUUCACAUUGUGGCUGGUCUCCGUUGCGGUGAGUUACCAUCGCAAGACGAGGUAGACAAGCACAAGGAUCAGUACUUGUCUGUGUGGCAUAGGCUGUUCGGAAAUAAAACCAUGGUUACGGUCGCAAAUGUGUUGGAUAUGUUGUUACAGAACGAUAAAACGACAGAGAAGAAGAAGCAGUUCUCGUCUUGGAAAAAGCUUUGUCUUGCUCUCAUUGUGAUUGUGGAUGGUGUUGUUGUAUGUCAUGACCAAAGCUUUGUUAGUACUGAGUUUGUGGAGAUGUUGAAUGAUAUUGACUACUUUUUGGAUUACCCCUGGGGGAGGUUAGCUUUUACCGCGACCAUUCGUCGUUUCGGGCCGCCUAUGGAUGCGACUAAUCCUAUAGGGAAACUUAAGAAGCGUUUGAAACAGAAGACGAGUGCAUGUUACGGUUUUCCUCUAGCGCUACAGUUACAAGCUCUUGAAUCCAUUCCGGUUAUAUUGGAGAGGAUAAAAGAUCCGAUGGAUCUUCGUAACUUCACCGAGAGGUCAGCUGAAGGGUUGUCAUGCGCAGUUCUGCUUCAUGAGAGUAAAUUACUCAACGCUGAGGUUGAUGCCAAGCUUCUGGUAGCACAUACAUUGUAUCCUAAGGGAACAAUUAACGAAGCAGAGUUGGUUUGGGACACAGAGGUUUCUGAUCCUAAGGUGGAUUUCAUGUUGAAACUGAUCAACGAGGGACAUGUUUUCAAACCGUUUGAAUGGCCAGUCUUGAAAGCAGCCAAUCAAGAAGUCAAUAUUCAAGAAAAGCCUAUUCUAGAUAAGGCGAAGCCUAAACAUUUUACUAGGUGUUCUAUGAAGGAGAAGGAAGUUGUCAAGCCUCCUACUACCAUCCAUAAACAUACUUCUCAGAAAAAACCAACGGCCAAAGUUCAUUUUAGCGGAGAAAGUAACGACCCGGGGUACGUCACGCUUGCUCACUUGAAUGACAUGAAGGAGUGGAUACUGAAACAGAAUGAAGACCUUAGAAGCAAGAUUAGGGAGGACGUUACAGAAAUUGUUGGUUCCAAAUCACAUUCGCAGGAAGACACACCUGAAGGAGGAGCAUCUAAUCUGCGCCGAUCAAACAGGCUUAACACCAACUGUUUGGAAAUGAUGGCUAACACUGAUGCACCCCCUACAGAAACGCGAAAACGCAAAAGGAUAGAGGCUCAUUCCAUAUCAACUAGAAGUGAGUCAGCUGGUGACAUUGAAGGUGGAGAGGAUGUUCAGUUUCUAGGGACAUUGGCUAGGGAAGGUGGAGAGGAUGUACAGAGUCCAUGGAAUGAGGACGGAAAUGCGCAAAGCCCCGGUACAUUUGAUCAAUAUGAUGAUUAUGGAGAUGCUCUAAAAAUCACUCAGGAAGAUGAUUUGAUGCAGGAAAUUAACGACUCUGAUCACUGUCCAAAUUGUUUGAAGACGAAAGAAUCAAUGAUGAGAGAGAUAGAUAAUCUUAAACUGAGUCUUCAAUUGUACGAAGGACAUAACUUGAAUCAUUUAAACUACGACGAGCUCCUUCGUUUUGAGAUCCAACUUGAAUCUUCUCUGCAUAAUGCUCGAACCCGUAAGUUUGAGUUCAUGCGGCAGCAGCAAGACAAACAUAAGGAAAAGGGAAAGGAAAUACUCAUGGAUGAAGAAAGCACACAUUUUACCAAUCCGGUACGUGCCUUGUGUCAAAGGCAAGAAGAUGAUGACAUCAUGCACCGGCAAGUGAAGAAGGAGUUCCCUUCUUACGGUGAGGAACCGACCGGCGUUCGUCACCUCCCCCAGCUGCCACAACCAUCACAACCAGCCCCACGACUAGGCCCAUAACUGAUGCAGCGAUCUCUCUGUCUAGCUAAUAAUCAGAUAAUAACUUAAGCAGUUCGACCCGGUUUGGUUUGGUUAGGUUGAUACCAGCCUACAAGACAGCUAGUAUAUAUAUAUCCGGUUAUUGUCUUUGCUGACUUCUAAAUUCUAAUGGACAUUGACCAUGCUUUGAGGUUCAACAACAACAAAAAAACUCUUAUCCUCAUGAAAGUUGUAGUAUCACAAUUCACAACUUCGUAGUAUAAAGCUGUUCCUUAGCUUUUUUUUUCCAUU
This is a messenger RNA of Camelina sativa (false flax), 3959 nucleotides long. Its product is annotated as agamous-like MADS-box protein AGL63. Lineage: Eukaryota; Viridiplantae; Streptophyta; Magnoliopsida; Brassicales; Brassicaceae. Gene Ontology annotation, biological process: regulation of DNA-templated transcription. Gene Ontology annotation, molecular function: DNA-binding transcription factor activity. The record is from RefSeq and is a predicted model, not a curated record. Gene Ontology annotation, cellular component: nucleus.